CUACGAACAGAUGAAGUGUAGCAGGAUAUAUAGUUUCCUUUCAAACUUUGAUGUUUUCUCGAAUUUUUACGGAACAAUUUAUACAGAAAUAUGACAGAAGACGUAUUUAAAGCUCCCAAGGCCAAGAAGUCUCAUCACAAGGAUGAACAUGAGGCAUGGUCCCCAAAGGCAAAAAGACGGAGGACAAAAGAUGACUUUUUCUCGUUUUGUAACAUCGUGUUGACGUACACUCAGUAUGAAGCUGAGAAACAAGAGGAGGAGCGAGUGCGUCACAACUCCAGUCCACUCGACAGCGGUGGCAGCACCGCAGAGAGCUUCACGUCAGACACGACGCUGUCUGACUCGGCCAGCAGUUCGAUGACAGGGUAUCCCGAGGAGAGCGUGAGCUAUGAGACACCCAGGCGUUACAGCCGCCAGAAGUCCAAUCCGGCAUUACAAGCUGGAGUUGAUGAAGACUCACCGGACCUCAUCACGUGUUUCUGUCUGAAGCCGUACGCCGGCCGCCCGAUGAUCGAAUGCUCAGAUUGCCUCUCUUGGAUCCAUUUAUCGUGUGCGAAAAUCCGCAAGAACAAUAUCCCGGACGACUUUAUCUGUCAGGCUUGCAGGGACAUCGCGCAAACGAAACGCAAGUCGCAGCGACACCGUGUUGGCAGUAAACGUCUGUCCACGUAGCGUUGACUCGUGUUUUAUGCAAAUUGUGCAAUCUGGACCUUUUGUCUUGUUGUGGAGGUUCUGUUUCUGUGUUGUGGUUCCUCGUCAGGCACAGAUUGGAAUAAUCUCAUGUUGAAAAUGGCCGACAUAAAAACACCGUUUGUGCCACAAGUGACAUUGCAAGAUCGUAAACAUCGUGUCCAGCCCUGGCAUUAAUAGAUACCACGUAUAUUGAGUAUAUGUACCUCUGCUGGUUAAGUUCGGUCGCUAGAGCUGUGUGAGCCAUCUGUAGAAGUGUUCUGUCUUUUGUUUGGGUAGAAUGGUGAUCCAUUUCGAUAUCAUGAUAGUUCUCGGCAAAUGUCUGGCACAUUUGCUCAAGCCGUGACAAUCCGGACACUUUCUUCCGAUUGGCUUUUCAUUCCGUGUCUGACCGGAACCACCAAGGCUCAUUGAGUCAUACUUAACACCCCCACCUUCUGAAGUGGACUUGUUCUUAUGCAUAACUGGACCAGUCCAUAGAGAGAGAUGGGGGUGUAAAUGUGGAUGACUCAAUCUUUUUGAAGCCAAGUUCUUGAGACAUAUCUGGUUAUUGUCCGGAUAAUCUGAUGUUAUUUGUGUCAAUUUGUGAUACUUGGAAGGAUUUGGGUUAAUGCAAGUAUCAACAGGUAUCUUGUACCCCUCCCCCGAAAAGGAAUUGACAAAAUUUCGGUAAGGCGUGACAACUCUAAUGUGUCCAACGAGCCAAACAGAGGCUAUUUUGUGUGUGACACGUCACAAGGUGACAAGCAAACACAUCAUCAUUGCAAGUUUUGGAAAUUCAUGUUAGAGAUUCACCAAGCAAUCAUAAAUCAACCGUAAGGUUAUACAGAGCGAACGUGGUUUGUCUACCCUUGAGAGGGGAGGGUAUAAGGUACACAUUGAUAAUUGCAUGAGAUUGUGCUGAACCAUUGUGAUGACAAAGACAGUGGUUAUCCUUGGAAAGGCGAACCCACGACCUCGUGAUUAUGGGCCCGGCACUCCAACCACUAUGCCACUGAUCUCCUGGAUGUAGUUCCUGUAUAUGUACAUAUGUAAUUGGCAAAUUUUCAAGAAAUGAGAAUGGUUUAGCACAAUCUAAUUCAUGAUAAAGUUAAGUGGUUCAAAUUGCAAUAUUCCUUAGUCUGGUGAUUGACCUUUGCAAGUUCCAAGUUUGCCAGUUUUGGAGGGUGGGGAGCAGCAAUAGUCUGUAGACAACUAAGAAACUCCAAAAGCGAUAAAACGCUCAUGAAAACGUCAUGGUUUUUGGUCAUAAAAGACAGUUUAUGGCUUAGUGCUUUUUGAACCCACUCUGCUUGAGCUGGUUUUUGUGAGGAAGUAGUAUUCCUCAAACAAUGACUAACACUAGAAUAAGUUCCAACUCAUGUGCUCAUCUGCAUUUUGUGCUUAAAAGCAAUAUACAGUGUGACUCAGAAUAUGAUUUAGUUUUUCUGAAGAUGUUUCCUCUGAAAGGUACGGGACGUAUACAUGCAGUUUUGAUAAGAUUUCAAAACCAAGGAAUGGUUCUUUGGGGAAAUGUCCUGGAGGAAGGGGGCUGCAAAAAAGUUAAUGACGAAGUGUAGCAUAAACAGUGAUCUCAGGAAUGUUUUGAAUUAUGUUCUGUUAGCUUCGAGAGACAUUAAAUUUGUUUCCAUGAAACGGAUGAUAAUUGGAAAUGUCGCUGAAAUAUGGUUGUUCUUCCGUGUUUGUGUAAAAUGAACCAUGUCUUGGGUUUCCUGUUCGCUUAAUGUCGUUCACUUCUGGGAUAAGUUGAUGCUUUGAAUAUCGUUUAUUUUUCAUCUCACUCCUCGUCAUUGGAAUGGAAGGGAAACAUUACAAUUUACGUACCGUACCCUUAUUUUCGGAGCCCUCCUUGUCGUCGGGCCUAACAAAUUUUAUUCAAAUUAUUUAUGCUUGAAAAUUGAGAUAUCUUUCCUUCAAAAUAGAUUCUGCAGAGUAUCGGACGACCCUUGCUUUGAUAUUUAUUUAUUGUAUAUUACAUGUAGGUAAAUAUUUAUUUUCUGUCCGUUUAUUUUUUUCUGAAAUGUCGUUUUAUGGAACCGUAAAAAAAUUUGAUCUCAGUGGCAUACAGAAUUGUUUCGUGGCAGAUUCACCCCAAAAAAACUGCGGUUAAAAAUCUCUGCUAUUGUGUUACUUAACAGCGGUUAAAAAUCUUUACUAUUGUGUUACUUUCACCAGUAUAGGUAAGGAACUCAUUGGAACUAAUUCUUUGAUUUCAUUCCUUCUUUGUUACCAAUUUCAAUGACUUAAUACCAUCAUUCAUUCCUUACAAAGAGAAAAAAACACACAAGUAUUUUGCUAAAAUGAGCACAAUUUAGACAAUGUGUUUGCGUCAUUUCUCAUGUUCUCAAAGACAAUGUGAUAAAUUCUGAGUAUGAAGCCUUCGAAAGAUUAUGACUCGGAGAUUUAUAUUAAAUAUUCGUAUUUUUCUAAGAAAUUAAAAAAAUCAAAUCUGCACCAAAUGAUAAUUUUCACGUGCUAGUUUCGCCGUCGUCAACAAUAAUUGUCUGGAAAUUCAGAUCGAUUAUGAUUUCAAAAGUUGAUGGGAUGCAAUCAGUUAUUGUGUCUUAAGUUUUGUUGCAAUGUUGCACAAAAUUUACAUUCGGGGGAUAUUUUGUAAUUUCGAGUUUUUUGAAUUCUUAAAUAUUUUUAUGAAGAAAACAGAUGUGUUCAGUCCUGGUUCAAAAUGCUUUGUGUUAUUUGUCGAAUUUUCUAAAAAUCACUGUCCGAAUGUGUAAAUAUUUGUUGGUUCUACCCCUGAAUCUUGAAAUGGACUUGUCUCAUGUAUUGGAGGUGCAAUAAGUCUAGGUUGGACCAUUUGUGCACUUUAGGGGUGCAAGGUUGACUGUGUCUGCACUUUGCUAUAUUGACCAAAGAAAGUGUUGGUUGCUGGUUUCUGGUACCACACCUUCAUCUGUUGGCUUUGGCUGUUGAAAUUGGCAUCAGUAAGUAGUUUUGAGAACCUUCACCAGGUGGAGCAGUUGAUGUUAAAACCUGUUGAAUGCUUGUAUACUUGUGCCAAAUUCAUUAGCCCUUUAUUUAGGAAAUCAGUUCUGGAGCAUUUAUA
This is a messenger RNA of Lineus longissimus, 3754 nucleotides long. RefSeq names its product PHD finger protein 23A-like. The coding region runs from base 91 to 672 and encodes 193 amino acids. The transcript has 5 exons. The record is from RefSeq and is a predicted model, not a curated record. NCBI's taxonomy places the organism in Eukaryota, Metazoa, Nemertea, Pilidiophora, Heteronemertea, Lineidae. Gene Ontology annotation, cellular component: nucleus.